Molecule: messenger RNA, 2143 nt
Organism: Helobdella robusta
Lineage: Eukaryota; Metazoa; Annelida; Clitellata; Rhynchobdellida; Glossiphoniidae
Exons: 8
Coding region: 306-1247 (313 amino acids)
Cellular component (GO): plasma membrane
Molecular function (GO): carbonate dehydratase activity; zinc ion binding
Source: RefSeq, a predicted model, not a curated record
UUUUCGUAUUGAAUGCUUGGGCCGGCGUUUAAAAGACCGAUUGCUCGGUUAAAACCGACCUCAAAUAUUUAUCCUGAAAUAUUCAAAUUUGGAAAUUAAAGCAAAAGAAUUAAUUUAAACACGAAAAAAUAAAAUUCAAAAUUAAUUUUAAUAAAAAAAUAUAGUUAAAUUGUAUGAUCGGUUUUUUCUGAUUGGUUAUAAAUUCGAUAGAAAAUUUGGGGAGACAUCUGUUAAGAAUACUCUGACGAUAAGGAUGAACCUCUUACUACUAUCAUCAUCAAUCGCCGCUUGUUUCGUCCUCAUCCAUGGAGCUGGGACCAUCCCAUUGGCCAGAGAUCAGCAUGGUCUGUAACGGCACCCGCCAAUCACCAAUCAACAUCUCAAAGAGUACUACGAAUAACAGUCUCGAUGAUUUUGUUUUCCACAAUUACAAUGCAACUCCAUUAGUGACCACGGUCACUUAUAACGGACACACAGGUCAGUUCCAAGUGACAGUACCCAGUGAUACCUUAAUGAUACAUGGAGGGGGCUUGAAUGAUAUCUACAACCUGGCUCAGUUUCACUUCCACUGGGGCUCCAAUGAUAGCUACGGAUCCGAGCACCUGGAUCACGGGAAGGCAUAUCCGGGUGAGAUUCACUUCGUCCACUGGCACUCGGGCAAAUAUUCAAACUUGAAUGAAAGUUUCAAACACGACGACGGCGUGGCCGUGCUUGGCGUCUUCAUCGACGUCGUGCAAGACGCAAAUGAUCCUCGCAUCAGUAAGGACCUCGCAAAGUUAACAGACUACUUCGUGAACAUAAAAUUUCCCGGCAACCAAACCAACUGCGCUCCCUUCACACUGGCCAGCCUCCUGCCGAAAAAUCUGACCUACUACAGGUACCUCGGCAGUUUGACCACGCCAGACUGCAGCGAGAUCGUUACCUGGACUGUUUAUCAGAGUCCCAUCUACAUUACUUCAGAUCAGAUGGCAAAAUUCCGCCACUUCCACAGAAUGGAACAUCUGGAUGAAGAUCUGGACCACACCAACCGGCCUGUACAACCUUUGUACAACAGGGAGGUGUACAACUCACCAACAUCCUUCUCCUCCUCCUCUUCUUCCUCCUCUUUCUUCUCAUCCCCAUCUCCAUUAUCUGCUUUUGUGUUUUUCCGAGCAGGUAUCCAGGGACAAUGCGUGAAGAUGAUGAUGGCACUGGUGUUCACUUCCAUUUCUUUCCAUUCGUUCUUUCAGUGUGAAAUUAAUUGCUGAAUCAGAUUUGAUUUACGUUUUAUAAACGCUGUCGUUCUACUUGGAAAUAAAUUUUUUUAAAAGUUACACACCCAAACACACACAUGCACGCACGCACACGCACGCACACACGCACACACAUAGCCAUAUGUUAUAGUAUAUGCACAUUGGACUUAGUAUAAUCAUAAUUACAACAUGAUAAAUAAAUGACAUAAAUAAACAGCGCACGUACAUACACUCACACACACUCAGACAAACAAAUACACACACACACACAUAAAUAACAUAGCCACUAACACAAACAAGUAUUCUCAUUAAACAAACCAACAAUUAACAUUUUAGAGACAACAAUACACUUGAGCAUUUGACCAGAUACGCAACAGCUCUUGCGAUUUAAGGAAUGUUUUCAUGUUGAAUUUCUUAUUGUCAAUUUGAACUUCAUCUGUCAUCAUUUAGGAUAUGUAUUUAUAAAACAAAUUAUACACUAUUUACUAAUUUGAGUUAUACAGCGUUAACAUUAACAUAAGGAGAGGAGGUGCUUACUUGAUAAAAAUAUUGAAAAUUUUCUAAUUGAUUUUCAUCAAAACAAAAUCUCAUGUCUUGUAUUGUAUUAUUUGUGCAUAUGUGUAAAUUUUAACACUCUUUUUCGCCUUUUCUCUCCCUCUCUCUCUCUAUCUCCCUCUCUCUUUCUAUCUCCCUCUCUUUCUUUCUUUUUUCUUUCUUUUUAUUUUUCUGUUUUUCUUUGAUGAAUUAGUGUAUCUAUGUAUAAUUAUAAUGCUUAACUUAGUUAACUUUCGUAACUUUGAAGCGAUUCAAUUUAAUUGAUUAAUCGCACUUUAAUAUUUAGCAUUUGCUCUGUUUUCUGUUCAUAUUGUUAAUAUGUUAAUAAAUAUAUUUUUUCAAAUCAAAAUUAAAAA